Molecule: messenger RNA, 1724 nt
Organism: Panicum virgatum (switchgrass)
Lineage: Eukaryota; Viridiplantae; Streptophyta; Magnoliopsida; Poales; Poaceae
Product: glucan endo-1,3-beta-glucosidase 9-like
Exons: 2
Coding region: 57-1517 (486 amino acids)
Biological process (GO): carbohydrate metabolic process
Cellular component (GO): plasma membrane
Molecular function (GO): hydrolase activity, hydrolyzing O-glycosyl compounds
Source: RefSeq, a predicted model, not a curated record
CUAGUCGUAUUCCAUCUGUUGGCCUGGCCCUGCAGCGCCACACGGAACACGAGGCAAUGCCGUCCAAUCGCCGCCGCCCGCUGCCGCCGUUCGCACCUGGCCUUCUCCUGCUGCUGCCUUUCCUCGCCGUGGCGCCGCCACCGGCGGCCUCCGCGGUGGGCGUGAACUGGGGCUUCGCGUCCUCCCACCCGCUCCCGGCGGCGCAGGUCGUGCAGGGCCUGCUCCUCCCCAACUCCGUCCCGCGCGUCCGCCUCGCCGCCGCCUCCUCCGACGCUCUCUCGGCGCUCGCGGGCACCGGCGUCGCCGUCACCGUCGGGGUCCCCGACGCGCUGCUCCGGCCCCUCGCCUCCUCAACCAAGGCCGCCGCCGCCUGGGUCCACGAUAACAUCACCCGUUAUGCCUCCAGCGUUCGGUUCGAAUAUAUUGCUGUUGGGGAUGAGCCAUUUCUUCUUAGUCAUGGACAACAUUUCCAGCCCUUUGUAGUUCCUGCAGCAGCAAAUAUCAAAAAAGCGCUGACUGCUGCAAAAUUAUCUACCAAGAUCAAGGUGGUAGUACCCUGUAGCGCUGACACAUACCAGAAUGCAUCUAUGCUGCCUUCGAAAGCUAGCUUCAGACCUGAUGUUAACAAGACCAUGGGAGAACUACUCUCAUUUCUUAGUAACAAUAGUUCACCAUUUAUGGUCGAGCUGGAUCCAUUUUUGAGCUUUCAACGGCACAAGAAUCUGUCAUUGGACUAUUAUCUUUUCCAACUGAUGUCACAUCCAGUAAAAGAUGGUCAAAACAAGUAUGACAACUACUUCGAUGCAAGCAUAGAUGCUGUGGUUACUGCUCUAACCAAUGCUGGCUUCAGUGACAUGGACAUCAUUGUCGGCAGAGCAGGAUGGCCAACAGAUGGAGCUGUGAAUGCAACUCCAGCUAUUGCUCAGUCGUUCAUGAUUGGCCUAGUCAACCACCUUGCCAAAAAGUCUGGGACUCCUCUUCGUCCUAAAGUGCCUCCAGUUGAAACAUAUCUCUUCAGCCUUCUAGACGAAGAUCAGAGGAAUACGACAAAUGGAGGUUAUGAAAGACACCACGGUAUUUUCACCUUUGAUGGCCAGGCAAAGUACUAUGCUAACAUAGGUCAAGGUCCUAAAUCACUCAAGAAUGCCCUUGAUGUGGGCUACUUUCCAUCAAAAUGGUGUGUGAUUGACAACAACAAGGACCUCUCCAAUGUUUCUGCCAGUUUUUCUGCAGCUUGCUCUCAUGGUGACUGCACUGCUCUGUCACCUGGUGGCUCCUGCUCUGGCCUUGGCUGGCCUGGCAAUGUGUCAUAUGCGUUCAACAACUACUACCAACAGCAUGAUCAGAGUGAAGACAGCUGCGACUUCAAUGGCCUAGGUUUGAUAACGACUGUUGAUCCAUCUGUCAAUGAUUGCUUGUUUCCUCUCGCAAUUCGGACUUCUGCUGCCGCUUCUUUGCACCUGACAUUGGCCAUGUUUCGGUUACUAGUUUUCUGGGUUUGCAUUUUUUGUUUAUAGUCUGAUGUAGCUGCCUACCUUUGUCUUUGAGGCCAAAUUGAGCCUUAAAAGUUGUUCUUUGGGCCUCUCAUCGCAUGCACUCCAAAAUCUCGGUGCACCAUCAAACAAUAGUAUUCCUAAAUUGGUACAAUUUCUGGUGUCCCACUUCUUGGAGGAGUAUGCUACUCCCUUCGUAUCAAAAUAGAUGACACAAUUGAUUUUUGAUCC